AUGGCGACUACUCUGCAGCUAAUUAUGCUGGCUCUAGUGGGAGGAACGCUUGGUCAAGCCAAUAACACGGACUACAAGAUAGUUCUGUCCUCGAUUUUGGGCCAGCUUGAGGGCGGCCUUGAACUUCAUCUAGGGAAUUCCGGAAAGGGAGCCAAUGAUCUUGUACACUUUAUAAUGGUGCAAGGGAUGAACUCUCUUCAAAUAAGUUUGAAUCAAGAGGAAGAACCACAAACAGCGGAAACUGGACGACAUAAAUUCUACAUGUUUGAAAACGUAAAGGAAAUGCAAGGUAUCCUAACCAGUUUAGUCAAUACAGAUGGCUUUUACAUAUUGGCCUUGGAGAAGGAUACCCCUGAGGAUGAUGCAAUCUUAAUGGACUUCAUGGCUAAUGUUUGGCUUGAGUAUGGACACAGUCGGGUAUACUAUGUCCAGUCGAGGAGUGAACGACUACUCCUCUAUAAUCCGUUUAAGCAGGGUUACGAAGUGGUCCAAGAUCCCAAAACUUAUGGAAGGAUCUACAAGAAUCUAGAGGGAUAUCCUUUGAGGAUAUACAUCUUUGAUUCGGUUUACUCUAGUGUGAUUGCGGAUGACGAAAGCAACAAGGUACUGGCUGUAAAUGGAGCGGAUGCCAAAUUAGCCAGAACAGUGGCAAGGCAAUUGAACUUUACGCCCGAAUAUGUGUGGCCGGAUGACGAGUACUUUGGAGGUCGUCUGGCGGAUGGAUCAUAUAGUGGCGGAGUGGGACGUGCUCACCGUGGCGAGGUGGACAUAAUCUUUGCGGGAUUCUUCAUCAAGGAUUACCUCACAACCCACAUCCAGUUCAGCGCAGCCGUGUACAUGGACGAACUGUGCCUGUUUGUGAAGAAGGCUCAAAGGAUUCCCCAGUCCAUCCUUCCCCUUUUCGCUGUUCACUCGGACGUGUGGCUGUGCUUCCUCCUGGUGGGUCUCCUAGGAACCCUAGUCUGGCUUCUUCUGAGGGCUCUAAACCUGGGCUUAGGCAUAGAACGCAUACCGAUUGGAUCGCGUACUACAAGGAUUAGUUAUUUUGAAGCAGCUCGUCGUAUCUUUAUCGACACUUGGGUCGUUUGGGUUCGGGUGAAUGUUGGAUGCUUUCCCCCCUUCCACUCGGAACGCAUCUUUGUGGCUUCUCUGUGCCUAGUGAGCGUGAUUUUUGGAGCCCUGCUCGAGUCCAGUUUGGCCACAGUCUAUAUACGACCGCUCUACUAUCGAGAUCCGAGUACCCUAAAGGAACUGGAUGAAUCUGGCCAGCCCAUUUAUAUCAAACAUCCUGCCUUCAAGGACGACCUCUUCUACGGCCACGAUUCGGCGGUCUACCGUCGGCUGGAUGCCAAGAUGUUGCUGGUGGCCGAGGGCGAGGAGCGCCUCAUUGAGAUGGUGUCCAAGAGGGGAGGCUUUGCGGGCGUCACUCGCUCCGCCAGCUUGGAGCUCAGCGACAUACGCUACGUGAUGACGAAGAAAGUGCACAAGAUCCCCGAGUGCCCCAAGAACUAUCACAUCGCCUAUGUCCUUCCACGCCCCUCGCCCUAUUUGGAGGAGGUCAACCGGGUCGUGCUGCGCCUGGUGGCCGCAGGGAUCGUGGGUCUGUGGACGGCCGAGGCGAAGGAGCGCGCCAAGUGGAGCAUCCAGCGGUUCCCCGACUACUUGGCCGAAAUGGACGUCGGUCGGUGGAAAGUGCUCACCAUGUCUGACUUCCAGCUGGCCUUUUACGCCCUCACCAUUGGAUGUCUACUCUCGGCUGCUGUGUGUCUGGCGGAGAUCUUCUUAAGGCGAAAGCGAAUACCAAUCUUUUUGACCCGAAUUUAAAUA
This is a messenger RNA of Drosophila suzukii, 1827 nucleotides long. It is a transcript of the gene Ir100a, whose product is annotated as Ionotropic receptor 100a. NCBI's taxonomy places the organism in Eukaryota, Metazoa, Arthropoda, Insecta, Diptera, Drosophilidae. The record is from RefSeq and is a predicted model, not a curated record.